UUAAAUUGUAAAAGAUAAUUAUUAAAUUAUUUUAUAUAUUUUUCGUCAUUUCAGAUGAUAUAUAUUUCUAAGGAGAAAAAAAAAUUUUUUUAUGCCCACCCUAAUCUAUAUGUACAUAUACAUACAUAUGUAGUUAAAAUUAAACUCCCAGUCACUGCUUAAGCUGUCUGGUCAGUGUCCAAGAGGGUCUCGUUAGCACCGUGAUAAUGGAUGUCCUUGAUGGUGCAAUUAAGUGUGUAAAUAAAUUCUAAAAUUAAUGAUAGGCUCUACUUAAAUAUAUAAUAGGUAUAUGUGACAACGUGCUCAGUCAAGCUCAGCAAAAUGCUGCCACACAUCGUCAAGAAAUUAAUAAAAUAGUUUAGCAUGCUGGCAUUAGGUUAAUGCGCCUGCGUGAGGAUUGGCCGGAUGAGACCUAGAUGUUAAGAACAAAAAAUAAACAUAAAUGAAAAAUUAGCGAGCAAGUUAAAUAUUGUAGCGAUCCCACAAAGUAGUAAAAUAUACAUACAUAACUUAUAAGUCGAGUUUGUGGCACCAUAUUAUUAUAGAAAGUUCCAUACUUACAGUUUCUUGAUGCUUGGGAUCCAUUUUGGUGGUAUAUCCGAAACACCAAAGGCUCCAAGCUCUGCUGCACUUGCUUUCACUGAAGACACUUUGUUUCAUAGAAGCCGAAAACGAAAUUAAUUUUAAUAACAACUUUUCCUGUUUUUGGCUGAAUCGAUUUCGAUUAUUUUCGCGUUAAAAAUGGUUUACAAAUUGUUUUUUUUUUAAGUCCGUAGUCCAACUAGGGUAGUUUUUAAUCCUCUUACAUCAAUUUGAAAAACAUGGUUUCGAGAAAACGUCGUUUAAAGUUUCCGGUUAAGGUCGGCCGGUUCGACUUACCUUCCACAUUUCAAACAAUUUUUAACACUAGAACUACGAAGAUUUACCAUAUACCUAUUUCAAAUAGGUCUCUCUCUCUGAAAAUUAGAAGCGUAAAAACAAAAUAAUCUUUAAUAUUAUUCAAUGCACUAAUUCAAUAAAAAUCAUGACAUUAUCAAAAAAUAUUAAAUAGGAAUAAAAAGGAAAUGGUAUAAAUAAAUGAUGCAACCGGUAAAUUUGAACGGUUCGUAGUUCUAGUGUUAAGAUCGAUAUAAGAACUUUUGCUACAAUUUUCUUAGAGCAUGUACCUAUCUUUUAAGACAAAAAAAAAUCGAUGUUUUGAUCCUCUUCGGGUGCUCCCCUCUUAAACAGAUAGCAGGAGUUAGAGCGAAAUGUCGACUUCAUUGACUGUAUGCUGCCAUUCUUAUUAUGGUAUAUUCUUGACCACAAUAUAUUAAAAACAGACCUUACACUCAGAACAUAGCGAUCGGUGCCUGUGUUAUAUCGUAUGAUUGCUCUGAAUUCGCGAUGGGGUCCGUGAUCGAUUAGCCACAAAAAUUAUCGAUAGAUAUCUGAACGUCAUAUCAGAAUGUCAUCUUAAAUUAAUAGAUUACUUACUUAAUCAAAAAUUUAAUCAAAAUUAUGAAAACAGUUUAUAAUUAAAUAUCAGGAAGUAAGCACAAUAAAAACUCUUAUCACUAUUUCAUGUGUACAUAUUUAUAUAGACUUCAACUGCGGCUCGCCAAGACAGAUAAAACUUCACGCAAACAGUUUUAUUUAUAGCUUCUACGUGAUUUUAUUACAGCAAUUAGUAUGUCCGAACUAUUAUUUUAUACUCCAUUAGGUCGUAAACGCCUUUCGUGGGUGCGUCUUGCCAUUGUCAUUUACCAAACGUUAUAUGGACGUGUAUUUAUAUUUGUAUGCAUACAGAUGCAUAGGCAUAGUCAACCGUUUAUGGCUAUUAACGAUCAAUCUAUUUUUAUUAUCGCCGAUUUUUAAGGUGUUGGCAACACUCACAGAACCGCCGGCAUGCACCUCCUCUGCUUUUCAUUCAAUUUCCACGCCAAAUCAUUCAUCAGUCUAGUGUUUGCAUUGAACGCGUGUCAGUAUGUCGGUACAAAAAAUAAUAAUAAAUAAAUAAAUGGAGUGACAACCCACGCAACGGCUAUAGAUUCCUAUACAUACCUGCAUGUGCAUGUAUGUGUGUUUGUUGACUGUCUUUGCCUCUACUUCCUUCUGCUGCGAUCGAUAUCAUCGAUUGUAAGGGGAUACACCAUAUUGUGACGAUCGCACGAGUGUCAGCGCAUAAUUUUAUGUCAUUUUCGAAUCUCCCCCCUUCCCCCUUGCCACACUUGAUUCAUAAUUUCCACGCUGGAAUUUUCAACUAAACGACAAACUGUUGCACAUACACACACAUAUGUAUAAGCAUGUACGUGCAUAUUUGCAUAUUUAUAGCUUUAUGAAUAUGCUUACAAACACACACACACACAUAUAUAUAUAAAUUCUGUAGGCAUUUGUGGCACUCCUUAAAUAUCAAACAAUCGAUGAAUCUUGUCACCGAUCAAAAUGAUUGCAGCAGUUGGUGCGGUGCAUGGUGUGGUGUCCACCGCUCUGCAUGUGGUUCUAAGUAGUGCGCUUGAAGCGUGCGUUCGCACCAGCUGUGUUGGAUUUAUUAAUUUUUUUCCUUUAAUAAUUUUUUUUUAUUUCUAUUUUGUGUAUUUUGUUUUGAAUAUUUUUUGUUUAAUUAUUUUUUACUUUUAUUAUAUCCUGAACAGGGAGCUCAGUUUGCCGCGAAGUUUGUAACGCCAAGAAUGAAACGUCGGAUACCCUAUGUGUAUAUAUAAAUUAUCAACACGACGAGCUGAGUCGAUUUAGCCAUGCCCGUCUGUCCGUCUGUCUAUAUAUAUUUGAACUAGUACCUGUGUUUUUGAGAUACCGUUCUGAAAUUUUACUCAUGUCUGUUUCUUCUGUCGGAACCGCGGGUAUCGGACUACUGUAGCAUAAAGCAGUCAUACAAACUUAACGAUCCAAAUCUAGUCGUUAUAUGCAAAACUUCUGUAUGUGACGAGAUAUCUUAUCGAAAUUUGGCUCGAGUUAUUGCCUCAGACAAUGGUACAUGCUCGGUGGAAAGUGUUCAGUUUUUCCCACUAUUGCAUACAGCUGCCAUACAAAUUGAAUGAUCCCAAUCUAGUGUUUGUAUGUAAUAUUUUGUAUUUGUAAAGGGUGUUAUAGCUUCGGUGCUGCCGAAAUUAAAGUUUUUUCUUAUGUUUUUUUUUUUGCUUUCUUCCAAUUGAAAGAGUGCUUUUGUUCACACUGCAGUACUAUUUGUCAUUGCCGCGUCUUCCGUCGAUUAAAAUUACAUAAAAUACAUAGUACAUGUCCAUGCAUAUGUCUCUAUGUAUGUGGACACCUUUAAUUGCAGUGUAUCUGUAGCGAUAAUUUAACAUGUAGUCGUACAAACAUUAUAUGUACUCAACUUGUUAUGAAUUGUUUACUAUUGUUUUGUUGUUGCUGUUUUUGUAAUAGAAACUACACCGAACACAGCAAAAUAAAUUUAUGUCACGUAUAGUUUGUAUAAGUACUGGAAAACAUACACACACACACACAUACAUUCAAAUAAUAAACGAACAAGGGAGCUCCCUUACUCCAGCGAUUCUCCACCAAUAGUCGAACAAAAACGUUGCCCUUCAAAAACAAAAAAAUAAUAAUAAUAGAAAUUAAAAAAAAGAACAAUAACAACGCUUACACAACACCAAAAACAUACAAAUGCAAUAUGUACACGCAUACAUACACACUAGGGUGAGCCAAAACUAUGCAAUCGAGUAUAGACUUUGCCAAAUUAUCUUAUGAUGAUUUAUUUUUAUUUAUAAGUUCGUCUAUAAAAGCUUUUAAAAUUGAACAAAAAUCAAAAUAUAAUUAAAAAUGUUAAAUAAUACAAUAAACUUAUAAUACAAAAAGUUUAUAAUUCAUAUAUGUCAAAAAUAAAUUUUUAUAUUUCUAUUCUUCCUUGUUUGCUCAAUAUUCUAGCUAAUAUUAUUUAAAAAGUCUGGCGAUAACUCCAGCAGCUCAAAAACUGCUAACAAUAUUUUUGUGAUAAAAUCACUGAUAUCUUUUGAACAAAUCGUAUCAUGUUGUGUUUUCGUUAAUUUAAUUGUUUUCUCGUCUCUUUUCGCAGCAUUAACCUUUUUUCAUUUUUCAAAGGUUUUCAAUAUACCAAAUUUUUUAGUAGAAUAAAAUCUCCCUGAGUAAGUUUUUUUUUUGGAUAUUUUAUGCUCUACAGGAAUCCACAAUAAAAUUUUGUAUCCUUAACGGUUCAAAAGUUGUGCUAUUUUUUAAUGAAAACAUAAUUUUUUAAGUGUUUUUUGUCUGCGAAAUUUUGUAUGCUCAACGACACCUUUUAAAAUUGAGCCAGACAUUUUUUUCUUGCAGGAAUAUUUUUUCUCUGUUUUAGAUUAAUUUUAAGCCAUUCGAUAGGUUAGUUUAUGGCUUACCCUAAUACACACAGUCGAUAAUAGAAGAUAAGUAUUCUCUAUUUGUAUCUUUAUUUUCGCUGAUUCAUUGUCAAUUUUUUGUUGUACGCGACGUGACACGUAGUGUUUUGCGCCUUUCAACUCACUGACUGACUGACUAUUAUUUAUAUAAAGUUUAAAAAUAGGUGCCCAAGCACGCAUUCCGCAGACGUUGUCAGUAUGUAAAUAUAUGUGUGUGCAUUUGCUUGCAACUCCUUUUAACGCUCGCCACUUGCCGCACUCGCUCAUCCGCGGCUGGCCAAAGAGCCAGACAGCGAUGCCGAUUUCAUUUAUUCGCUUAUUUAUUUAUGAAUUUAUUUUUUAUUUUCCGGCAGUCAUUAACAACAAAAGCAAAAAUGAGCCGAAAUGUGCAAAUAGUUACUCGACUGGCGAAAAUAAGUACACUCACAUGCACAUGCACAGAUACGUACAUGCAUACAUAUAUGCUUGUUUAUAUACGGCUUUGUAUGUGUGUUCAUAAUUUGCAUAUGCCAAUGCGACCAUCUCGAAGCGUAUCUCGCAUUCUUACAAUUUUUAAAAACCCCCCCCGGUAGCAUGCCGAGCGUUAAUCUUAGUUAAAGUAUAAUUAAAUUUAAAUACUUAGCACAAGCUUUUAAGUAUAUUUAAAAAAUAAAAUUUAUAUGUGUAUCAAUAGUGCUUUGUUUACUUUCCGUCAACUGACAACGAAGUGAUAACCAACUUUUGUCGUUCGAUUGCACAUACAUACUUAUACAUAAGUAAAUUUAUUUAUUUAUUGUAUAUACUAAUGUACGUAUGUAUUGGUUGUAUGAAGUUAUUUCACAACAAAUUGGGUACUUGUUAUUAUUAUUAAACAAAGAGAAAUUAUAUAAAAAAUACGCUGAGGGUUGAAUAAAUCUGAGAGCUAUUUACCAUUAUACAGUAUACUUUAUUUAUGCCGAUUAUUUUUUUGAAAAUUCUAACGUUCAUGUAAAAAAACAUGUUUAAAAGUAGUAUUCAAAGCAUUGCCCAUCUGAAGUUUUACAUUUUCCUAUCUUUCUAACAAUUUGUGGAUUUUAUUGGCGGGCAAGAAUGAAUCAGAUCCAGUUUUGAUACCCUGACUUGAUGUGAACCAUAUGCCAGUGAAGACAUUCUGCAUCGAGCCGAACAAAUGGUAGUCAGAAAUUUUAGGCUAUAGUGCGACAAAAAUUGCCAGCCGCAGUUUUCCAAAUAGUUUUAAAGCGGUCUUGCAACAUGAGGUCAAGGGUUGUUGUGAUGGAAAAUUAGUGCCUCAUGUUUACUCACAAAUUCCGGGCAUUUUUCGUCAAUCGCUCGCUUCAAUUUGAUCCAUUGUUGUCGGUAGCCGUUCCGAUUAUUGGUUUCACCCGGUUUUAGAAGUUCAUCAUAAAGAGCACGCCAUUCUGAUCUCACCAUAUACCUUGGCGUAUUUGAUAUUCGGGUUUGCUGUUGAUUUGUUUGGUUGGCUAGAUUUUACAUAUGGUUUUUUGCGUUUGGGGUUGUCGUAAUGGAUUCAUUUCACAUCACCAGUUACAAUCUGAUGCAAAAAGCGAAAUUGUUAUUCUUAAAUUAUAUAGUAAAUUUAUAGUUUGUAAAUUAUGUUCGAACUGUUUUAAAGUCCCCAGUUUCCUAAUGAUAUUAUUUGGUGAUUUUUUUCUAAAGGCGGUACAAGAUAUGUAUUUACAUAUAUACCAUAUUCACAAGAUUGAUAAAUGUACUCCAGUCAUUUAUUAUUACAAGGGAUAAUCUAAAAAAAUGUUAGAGGUAGGACCGUAGUAAGUAACGUUUUCAAUAGAUUUGUAGAACGCUUCGUUUGCACUCAAAGUCCACCUUAAAAAUUAUAUUGUUCUAUUUUUUGCUGUAAAGGCAAUUGCUAACGACUUAGAACGAUUCUACAAAGAAAUGUAAAUAAAAGUGGGAUCAUAUUGGAAGUGUGAUUUAAACGUUAAAUACAAUAGAUUACCCAAUGCAUUACUGCUUCUAUUUAAUUUGUUUCCUAUCGUCGUUUUUCUUCCUUUCAUUAAAUUUUUCUGUAAGUUAAAUGGAAUCUUCUUGGUUUACUAGUUUUAUAAAAACUUGGAAAACAAAUUGGGAGUUUCGGCACAUACUAAAAAUAAAUGUAAGAACUUCGGUUACGCUUACGGUUUUGUAUUUGGAGAUUUAUUUUUUACGGUCGAACGAAACCAAGAACAUGUAAAUAAAUUAAUAUAGUUCUAUAUUCGAAGGGUGUACAUAUGUAUGUCACGUUCACCACAAGCAAGUCACCUGUUUAAUAAAUUUGUGUAUGAAAAUACCGCAACUCUAUUAACUGUUGUGUAUAGACUUCCGCUCGCUGACGUGAUUGGCGUAAUUAAAAAGAGGUUAAAACGAUAAAAAAAACAGCGAAUCAUUUAAAAUUAAGGCACACAAGCACAUACAAAUAUGGCUAUCGAAAAAGUUACACUCGCUGAGAAGAACAACAUAACGGUUUACAAUGCGACCACAGCGCCGAAGAAGCCCAAACGACGCGACAAAAGCGAUUUGGGUCCGAAUUUCGUGGCGCCCGAUGGCGGCUGGGGUUGGGUAGUUUGCAUAGCAGCCGGUCUCAGUAACUUCUCACUUUUCCCGCCCCUACAACAAUUUGGUUUGAUCUAUAGGCAGCGCAUGGCUGAUUUGGGUUUCACAGCAAAAGAAACAACAACAAUUAUCAAUGUUGUAAUGAGUCUGUCAUCCGUAGUGGGUAUUGUCAAUGGCGCCACCUUUCGUCGCUUCACAUUUCGGCAAGUGGCCAUUACCGGGAAUAUAUUGGCGUUUAUGGGUAUUUUAUUAACUGCUUGGGCCACAACAUUUUGGCAAUAUAUAUUGUGUCUGUCGAUGCUUUAUGGUUGCGGCUUAGGCCUCAGCAUGGCCGCCACAGCGUUAGCGGUGAAUACAUACUUUAAGAAUCGUCGCCGGCGUGCUACCGGCUUUACUUGGACCAUCACCGGCUUGGGUCCCAUAAUUUUUCCACAUAUUUCCACUAUUUUACUAGUGCUCUAUGGCGCACAGGGUACAAUAUUGAUAUUCGCCGCGGUCACGAUGAAUGCCUUCGUUUGUGCAUUGACAUUGCAGCCUGUUUUGUGGCAUACGAAGAAACCGAAAGCCGCCGUAGAGGAAACUACAAAUGACGCUAAAAAACCGUUGGCACCCGAAAGCGAAGAGGGUGAAUAUAAAUGCAAAUAUUGUCAAUAUAAGCGACAACCAAAACGUAGCAUCUUCGCUUCGCAAUAUCUCUUCAAUGAGGAUGAUUUGGAGACACCCGGUUAUGAAAUUACCGAACCCGGUACACCGAUGAUGGCGCGCGCCAAUGACGGUUGGUUCGGCUCGAAGUUAUCGCUUGCAGCGGAAAUGAAUCCAACACGUCUGCGCCAUAAAGUAAUGCGACAAGCUUCGAUCAAAGCGCAUGCGACUGAUCCGGAACACGCCGACGAAUCGCACUUGAAUAAACCGAAUUACUUUAAUCGUAUGCACGAAGAUUAUGAACGUUACACGAGCAAGACUAGUGUUUAUUCGAAAUCGGAGGAGUUUCACUGUACUUGCGCUGAGGAGAAGGCGCUCAUGCAAAAGAUUUCCGACGAGGAAUUGAAACGUGAGCAAGAACGUCUCAAAGCGGAAGAGGAGGCAAAGGAGUUGGCAAAAAGUAAAAUGAAUUUUCUGCAAAAAGUGGUGAUAUUUUUCGACUUGGAUUUACUGCGCGAUUUCACUUUUGUCAAUUUGGUUAUGGGCAUGACCAUUAUGAUGUUUGCCGAAAUGAAUUUCUCCGUACUGACACCCUUUAUUUUAAAUGAAUACGGUUUCAAUAACGAACAGAUCUCGUUGGCCAUGUCCACACUGGGCGGCAUGGAUAUUUGUGUGCGCUUCUUAGCUCCAUUCGCACUGGAAAAGGUCAAACUAGAUAAUCGCGUAUUGUUUGCUUUCGGCAUUAUUGCCAUCGCCUUUGGUCGAUUGUUUGUCGCAUUGUCAAGCUCGUAUUAUGUUGUAUUGAUAUUUUUCAUACUCAUCGGCUUUGGCAAAGCUUUCCGCACUAUCUUCUCGCCGCUCAUCAUUCCCUCAUAUGUGCCAUUGAAGCGUUUGCCGGCUGCGUCUGGGUUGCAACUGGUUUUCAAUACCCUAUUCUCUUUGGCCGCAGGCCCUAUACUUGGCACAAUUACGGAUGCGACCAGUUACACAACCACCAUACACGUACUCAAUUUGCUAACCGUUCUUGCUUUAUUGCUUUGGAUCUUGGAGUCGAUUGUGCGGCGCAUGCUCGGCAAGAAGCGCAAAACUACAAUGGAAGGUUGAAAGGUUGUGGUGUUAAAAUUUCACUGAUCUUUGCAGAUGUGAUUGAUUUAUUUUUUUGUGCAUUUGCUUUUGGAAAUAUCUUGAAUCAACGCCCAGUAAGUUUGUAUGCUUUAAGUACCACGUUCAGUUAAGUGUAUAUACUUAAGCAGGUGAUUUUAUGCGUGUGUGAGUUUAGGUUAGUUUUUGGUGUAUGUACUUGUAACCCACAUCUGCUUUAUAUGCGGAAAUUGUUUUCAUAAAUAUUUUUGUAGUGUGCACACACAUUCUACUACUUUCAAUAAUAUACAUAUUCAAAAAAAAUACAUUAUAAUAUUUAGUGAAAGUUCCGCUACUUGCAUUUCUACACUUUCAUAAGUUCAGUUCAGUCAAUUAAGAUUUUAUUACUUAGUAUGCUUAGCUUUUAAACACUAGUUAUAAGUAAAUGCAUUUAGAAAUAUUGUAAUCAAUAAAAGUUAUUUUUAAAUUUAAGUUCAUGUAUGUAUAUUAAUAAGUAUGUAUUUAUACAUAGACGAAACGAAAAUAAAUUAUUUUUCUACAAUUUAAA
Molecule: messenger RNA, 9189 nt
Organism: Bactrocera oleae (olive fruit fly)
Lineage: Eukaryota; Metazoa; Arthropoda; Insecta; Diptera; Tephritidae
Source: RefSeq, a predicted model, not a curated record